UUAACAUUAGCCAGCACGGAACGAUUCGAAUCAGCCACAUAAACUUGUGUUAUUCAUUAGUAAAUACAUGCUUUUAACUCUCGUGAAUAAUAUAUAUAUCCUUGUGCGUAGAUACGAUACUAUUAUUAGUAGAAAAUUAUUUAAACAAAAUACCAUUGUGCGAAGACAUAGUAUCGCCGUUAUUAGUCCUGUUUGUGAGUAGCUAUUCUAUCGUGUAUCUCCUUAACACUGGUGACAAUCAAUAUACACCCCUUCACCCUUGUGUUUGUGGUCCAUUCGUCUAUACCACUACUAGUAGUGUACCUCUAUCACACUACAACGACACCGACAUGUCCAAUAAGGGAACCGGGCAAUACACCAGCACCUUCGUCCAUUCCUCCCCAGUCAUUCGGGAAGAUGAGGAGUUAGUACUAUCACCUAAUCGAAACACCUCACCAACCUGGAAUAAGCGUAUAGUGCCCGUCAUCAGCGCUGAAUUGGCCGACACUUCUGAUGAGGAUGAGGAGGUUAAGGGUAGUCGCAGUGCGGCAGAGACGGUUACAUCGACGUCUAAUACCCGGCCUACUAAUACUCGCGUGAAAUCGCAAGUAUCCAUGCCGGCCCUGAUGUACGAUCAGCAGAGACACUCCCCGCCCAUGGGCAAACGUGACGGCAGUAUGGGACAAAGAACUUAUCCUCUCUCGUCUAGUGUAUCAAUGGAAUGUAUGCAACCGCAUAGCAUCAGUAGCUUUUCCAGCGAUGGCAUGAUGCAUACACAUGGAGAUAAAGACAAAGAUAGUAAUAGGAGUAGUGGGAAUCCAAGCCCCACUAAGACCUUCCCAACGUCGAGCUCGGAGGGGAAGCUGAGUGAUAUGAAUGUACGGGGCAGUGGUCGCUUUGCCAACCGGAAUAUGGGCAUGAUACGCACACCCACGCUUGAGCUGAAGAAGCUUACGGAUGAGGAUAAGAAGAAGAGUGAGAAGCAGCUGCAUGACACGCUUACGGCGAUCAAGCAAGACAUACACAUGCAGCGCCUGUCCGGUGACAAGAAGGUCGUCGUGUUCAUGUGCGGCCUACCCGCACGCGGAAAGAGUUUCAUCUCCAAGAAGUUGGCCCGAUAUCUAAGGUGGAUGGGGUAUGGCACGGAGGUGUUCAAUGUCGGAAACCUCCGUCGCAAAAGGAAGCAGAAGGAGGCGCACUCUGCCAAUUUCUUCGACCCGAAUAAUCAAAAUGCCAAAGAUGAGAGAGACCGCCUGGCAUUGGAUGUUUUGGAUCACGCCAUCGAUUGGCUGCAAAAUGAAAAUGGCCAGGUAGCUAUACACGACGCAACAAAUUCCAAUGUCCAGCGUAGGCGGACAGUGUACGAUGUGGCAAAGACCAAUGGGAAUGUGCAAGUCAUCUUCAUCGAAUCCAUUUGCAACGAUCCUCUGAUCCUCCAAAACAACAUAAAUCUCAAGUUACAGUCACCCGAUUAUAAGGACAUGGACCCCGUCAGGGCACGCAGCGAUUUCAUGAAUCGACUGAAGAAUUACGAGUCAGCAUACGAGACUCUCACCGAUACAGAAGGCGACUACGCUUAUAUCAAAGUAAUAAAUGUAGGAGGAAAGAUAGUGGCACGGAACAUCUCGUCGUUCCUGCCGGGCCUCAUGUGCACAUUCCUCAUGAACAUGCACUUGCAGCAACGCCCUAUAUGGCUCACGCGACACGGCGAAAGCGUGUACAACAUGCAGUACAGGGUGGGAGGAGACACAAAACUCAGUCCUCUGGGAAGACAAUAUGGGCGCGCGUUCUCAGUGUUUAUCCAGGAACAGCUGGGAAACAGCCAACCGGAGUCGCCGCCAAGGUCACCCAUGUUGAACAGGCGCAUGUCACCCUCUCUAGAGACGCCCCCGUCUUUCUUAGACCUACACGCGAGACUGGAAGAGGAGCAGUCCGACGAACCCGACGAACCCGACGAAAACGGUCACCCGAGCGGUCGGCGGAAUCGCAGCCUAACCCUCGCCUCAGACGAAGCCCCGCCAAUUAUGGCGUUUACGCCGUGUACCAGUCCCAAACGGAAUGAGGUGGUUGUGUGGACGUCUGGGCUGCAGAGGGCCGUAGAGACAAGCUCCUACCUACCACCGGGGUACAACUUCCACCAGACGGCCAUGUUGAACGAGAUCUUUGCCGGACGGUGUGAGGGCAUGACAUACGGCCAGAUUAUGAACCAGCUGCCUAUGGAGUUCCUGGCGCGAGCCCGAGACAAACUGCGCUAUCGCUAUCCCAACAGUGGUGAAUCGUACAUAGACGUGGUAGAGCGUGUGCGACCGCUCGUGACUGAGCUAGAGAGGACCGUGGCCCCAAUCAUCAUAGUGGGGCAUAUGGCGUCGUUACGAGCUAUCUACGCGUACUUCAUGAACGUCCCGUUGAAGCAGGUGCCGUACCUCAACUUCCCGCUGCACACGGCCGUGUGUCUGUCGGAGCUGCCCUUCGGCAUGAAGGAGGACGUCUAUCAGUGGAGUCCGAAGAACGAUGGAACGUCCGUAUGGGAAUACCUACCCAACUACUCGGUGACCAGUGAUACGUCGGAUGGCCAUAUUCUGCAGAGCGUUGCUUCUCUGGGCGAAGAAUAUGAGACCAUAGACGAGGCGGAGUUCCAGAAGUAUCGUGAGAAAGCCAUAGCAGACCAGAACCACGAGCGAUUAGAAGGGGAGGAAUACUUCAACCAGAUGGUCAACUUCCUGUCGUUCGAUCGCAACACAAAGCGAACGUGCAAGUGGGACAACUGCGACCGCCAAUUCGCCAACCAUCCCGCUUUUGUGGCGCACGUCAUAUCGGACCAUUGCAGCUCAGGGGGUUCGGCCAGUAAAGCCCAGGAGGAACUACACGCCCAGCCUCAGACCAGACCCCGCACCCAGGACCCAGAGGAAUUAGGGCCGCCCCAGAACAGUCUGCGAGGACCGGACACGGACGUACACGGCUCAACAAUCGCUACAGCAACACACCUUCACGGUGCUGUGGAUAGUUUGAAAUCGACGGGUGGCCUUCCCCAGACACACACGCUGAAUAUGGUGUGGGAGGAUGACCUGCUGGCGCCAGACCUGCCCCGAACCGCACACACACAACACACCUCUCUACGUACGCCGAUGCAUCCUGACUCACAAUCACAUACGCACAUACACGCACACGCACACUCUACCAAGCCAAUGCCUGUGUCAACACCAACGGGCAUCUCACCGGUCGUCGCUCGGGCAAUCAGCCCCAAACCCAGAUCACACUCCUCCACACUGCAGCGGAGCUCGUCAGGGCUGGGAACCAAGGUGGUCGCACCUAACAGUCACCAGGCACAGCCACGAACCAAUAUGCCAGAAGUAUCACCGAUCCAUCCCCACACAGAGAGAGAACCACAGACACACGGCAGAGCAGGCAGCAAUACAAGCACCGGCACGCGUGGGAGUGCAGAGUCCGAGUCUGCAGAGGUGAGGACGGAUAUCAGCCUACACUUGGCCGAGGGGACACCGGAGUCAAGCUCAGAGCGUACGAGUUGCAGGAGGACGUUGUCUGGCACGGUGCAGUCUCUUCGUAGUCAACAACACAGGACUCCGCGUGUGCGUACGUCGUUGCCACAACAACCUGUAACCGACCCACCUACGUAUUCCUAUCGUGGCGAGUCGUUUGACUGUGACGAGAGCGAUUGCGAUUCGGGCGGUGAACGCGAGAGAGCAAAUAAAUAAAGUGCACUUGAAAUCACUAGAUUAUACACGAAACAGCACA
This is a messenger RNA of Sphaeroforma arctica JP610, 3732 nucleotides long. RefSeq lists its product as hypothetical. Gene Ontology annotation, molecular function: ATP binding; 6-phosphofructo-2-kinase activity. Gene Ontology annotation, cellular component: cytosol. Gene Ontology annotation, biological process: fructose 2,6-bisphosphate metabolic process; fructose metabolic process. The record is from RefSeq and is a predicted model, not a curated record. The coding region runs from base 330 to 3692 and encodes 1120 amino acids. The transcript has 14 exons. Lineage: Eukaryota; Ichthyosporea; Ichthyophonida.